Molecule: messenger RNA, 2932 nt
Organism: Opisthocomus hoazin
Lineage: Eukaryota; Metazoa; Chordata; Aves; Opisthocomiformes; Opisthocomidae
Source: RefSeq, a predicted model, not a curated record
GCCUUCACCUCCAGCCCCGGCCGGGACCUGCCUCCCUUCGAGGAUGAGUCCGAGGGGCUCCUGGGGACCGAGGGGCUCCCCGAAGAGGAGGAAGAAGGGGAAGAGCUCAUCGGGGAAGGGAUGGAAAGGGACUACCGGCCCAUCCCCGAGCUGGACGUCUAUGAAGCAGAGGGCCUGGCCUUGGACGAUGAAGAUGUGGAGGAGCUGACGGCCAGCCAGCGGGAAGCCGCAGAGCGAGUCAUGAGGCAGCGAGACCGCGAGCUGGAGCAGGGCAUGGGCCGCAUGAGGAGGGGGCUGCUCUACGAUAGUGAUGAUGAAGAUGAAGACCGUCCUUCACGGAAGAGGCGGCUGGCGGAACGGGCUGCUGACGGCAUGGAAGAGGAAGAUGAAGACAUGAUUGAGAGCAUUGAGAAUCUGGAAGACAUGAAGGGGCAUUCGGUGAGGGAGUGGGUUUCCAUGGCAGCUCCCCGGCUUGAGAUCUACCACCGCUUCAAGAACUUCUUGAAAACCCAUGUGGAUGACCACGGGCACAAUGUCUUCAAGGAGAGGAUCAGCGACAUGUGCAAAGAGAACAGAGAGAGUCUGGUGGUGAACCACGAGGAUCUGGCAGCCCAGGAACAUGUCCUUGCCUACUUUCUGCCUGAGGCCCCAGCAGAAAUGUUGAAGAUCUUUGAUGAAGCAGCCAAGGAAGUGGUGUUGGCCAUGUACCCCAAAUAUGAUCGUAUUGCUCAGGAGAUCCAUGUCCGUAUCUCCCACCUGCCUCUGGUGGAAGAGUUGCAGUCGCUCAGGCAACUGCACUUGAAUCAGUUGAUCCGGACCAGCGGAGUGGUGACAAGUUGCACCGAGGUCCUGCCUCAGCUCAGCAUGGUCAAGUACAACUGCAGCAAGUGCAGCUUCAUCCUGGGACCCUUCUUCCAGUCCCAGAACCAGGAGGUGAAACCCGGUUCCUGUCCGGAGUGUCAGUCCCUUGGCCCCUUUGAAAUCAACAUGGAACAGACAGUCUAUCAGAACUAUCAGCGCAUCAAAAUCCAGGAGAGCCCUGGGAAGGUAGCUGCUGGCAGGCUGCCCCGCUCCAAGGAUGCCAUUCUCCUCGCCGAUCUGGUUGACAGCUGCAAGCCAGGGGAUGAGAUUGAGCUAACAGGGAUCUACCACAACAACUACGACGGCUCCUUGAACACCGCCAACGGCUUCCCGGUGUUCGCGACUGUGAUCCUGGCCAACCACAUCGCCAAGAAGGACAACAAGCUGGCUAUUGGAGAACUGACUGAUGAAGAUGUGAAAGUGAUUGUGGGCCUGUCCAAGGAUGAGCAAAUUGGGGAGAAGAUUUUUGCCAGCAUUGCCCCAUCUAUUUAUGGGCAUGAAGAUAUCAAGAGGGGCUUGGCUUUAGCUCUCUUUGGUGGAGAGCCCAAAAACCCAGGCGGCAAACACAAAGUCCGUGGUGACAUCAAUGUGCUUCUGUGUGGAGACCCCGGUACUGCGAAAUCACAGUUUCUUAAAUACAUAGAGAAGGCAUCUAGCAGAGCAAUCUUCACCACUGGCCAGGGUGCUUCUGCUGUGGGCCUCACAGCCUACGUCCAGAGGCACCCGGUCAGCAAGGAGUGGACUUUGGAGGCAGGAGCCCUCGUGCUGGCUGACAGAGGUGUCUGCCUGAUCGAUGAAUUCGACAAGAUGAAUGAUCAGGAUAGGACCAGCAUCCAUGAAGCCAUGGAACAGCAAAGCAUUUCCAUCUCCAAAGCAGGCAUUGUCACAUCCUUGCAAGCCCGCUGCACCGUUAUUGCUGCUGCCAAUCCCAUAGGUGGGCGAUAUGACCCAUCGUUGACUUUCUCGGAGAAUGUAGACCUGACAGAGCCCAUCAUCUCUCGAUUUGAUAUCCUGUGCGUGGUGAGAGACACAGUGGACCCAGUGCAGGAUGAAAUGCUUGCCCGGUUCGUUGUUGGCAGCCAUGUCAAGCACCACCCAGGUAGCAAGGAGGCAGUGAAUGGGGACGCCGAUGAGGUCAUUCUUCCCAACACAUAUGGGGUUGAACCCAUUCCCCAGGAGAUCCUGAGGAAAUACAUCAUCUAUGCCAAGGAGAAGGUCCACCCCAAACUCAACCAGAUGGACCAGGACAAGGUGGCCCGAAUGUACAGUGACCUCAGGAAAGAGUCUAUGGCAACCGGCAGCAUCCCCAUCACAGUGCGUCACAUUGAGUCCAUGAUCCGGAUGGCCGAGGCUCACGCCCGCAUGCACCUGCGGGACUACGUGGUGGAAGAUGACGUCAACAUGGCCAUCCGGGUGAUGCUGGAGAGCUUCAUCGACACGCAGAAGUUCAGCGUCAUGCGGAGCAUGCGCAAGACAUUCUCCCGCUACCUUUCAUUCAAGCGAGACAACAACGAGCUGCUGCUGUUCAUCCUGAAGCAGCUGGUCGCAGAGCAGGUGAUGUACCAGAGGAACCGCUACGGGGCCCAGCAAGACGCCAUAGAAGUACCAGAGAAGGACCUGGUGGAUAAGGCUCGGCAGAUCAACAUCCACAACCUCUCCGCCUUCUACGACAGUGAAGUGUUCAGGAUGAACAGGUUCAGCCGGGAUGUGAAGCGGAAGCUGAUUGUCCAGCAGUUCUGAGGCUGGUGGUGGAGCCCACCACCUGCUCCUGCGAGAUGAGACCUCCAGCCUGCAGCCCUCCCAGGAACGCUACAGAGAUCAGGAUCCAGAGGGACUAAGCUGCUCAUUUUCUUGCUUGCUUUGUGCCUUACAGAGUAAGGGGGUGCUGAGCUGCUGAAGACCUUGUAAAUAGAACAGAAUUAAGUAGUUAAAUGCCCAGCCAAGUCUCUUUAGCAACUUCGUUCACUGUUUUGCCUUGUAGCUAAGCACAACAGGGAGAGCAUUGCUGGCCACAUAGAUGGCAUGUUUGCUGUUUUGUUUGUCGCUUGCUAGUUGUUAUGGGCUCAUCUGC